AAGACAGUCAAGCCAAGCGAGCGGUACAGGAUAGUCUCGCGUCCAGAAGGUCACAAGGGCACCUGGAGGGCAUCAUGGGCAAUUGGAAGUUUUCCUUUUCAUUUACCAAUCACUCUGCUUAAAGAAGUAUGUGAGGAGUGUUGAGGGUUCCCAAGGUGUGAGAGACGGCUCUGAAGAAGGUUAUCCUCCUCUCUGAAAGAAAAGACAUUUGCACAUGAAGGCAGCUGUGAUUUGGGAGCCGUGAUGUGAGGUGUGUGAAUGGUCCCAGCAGAACUUCCAAAUGGAAUAUAAAAGGAACAUUUUAGUGGAUAAACCAAAUGAUCAGUCUUCCAGAUGGUCUUCAGAGAGCAACUAUCCUCCCCAAUACUUGAUUCUGAAGCUUGAAAGGCCUGCUAUCGUUCAGAAUAUUACAUUUGGAAAAUAUGAGAAAACUCAUGUCUGCAAUUUGAAGAAAUUCAAAGUUUUUGGUGGAAUGAAUGAAGAAAAUAUGACAGAGCUGUUGUCCAGUGGCCUGAAGAAUGAUUAUAACAAAGAGACAUUUACCUUGAAACAUAAAAUUGAUGAACAGAUGUUCCCUUGUCGAUUCAUUAAAAUUGUUCCACUUUUGUCCUGGGGGCCCAGCUUUAACUUUAGCAUCUGGUAUGUUGAACUUAGUGGCAUUGAUGAUCCUGAUAUCGUGCAGCCCUGUCUGAACUGGUACAGCAAGUACCGUGAACAGGAAGCCAUUCGCCUUUGCCUAAAACACUUCAGACAACAUAACUAUACAGAGGCUUUUGAAUCCCUGCAGAAGAAAACCAAGAUUGCACUGGAACAUCCAAUGUUGACAGAUAUGCAUGACAAAUUGGUGUUAAAGGGUGACUUUGAUGCUUGCGAGGAGUUGAUUGAAAAAGCUGUAAAUGAUGGCUUGUUCAAUCAGUAUAUCAGUCAACAGGAGUAUAAGCCACGGUGGAGUCAGAUUAUUCCUAAGAGCACCAAAGGCGAUGGAGAAGAUAACAGACCAGGAAUGAGAGGGGGCCAUCAAAUGGUCAUUGACGUCCAGACAGAGACUGUUUAUUUGUUUGGUGGCUGGGAUGGAACACAAGAUCUUGCUGACUUCUGGGCAUACAGUGUGAAGGAGAACCAGUGGACAUGUAUUUCUAGAGACACUGAGAAAGAGAAUGGUCCGAGUGCCAGAUCGUGUCAUAAGAUGUGCAUUGACAUUCAGCGGAGACAAAUCUACACAUUGGGCCGUUACUUGGAUUCCUCUGUGAGGAACAGCAAAUCUCUGAAAAGUGAUUUCUACCGUUACGACAUUGACACUAAUACCUGGAUGUUACUAAGUGAAGAUACUGCUGCCGACGGUGGACCAAAGUUGGUGUUUGAUCAUCAGAUGUGUAUGGACUCAGAAAAACAUAUGAUCUACACGUUUGGUGGCAGGAUUUUGACGUGUAAUGGCAGUGUAGAUGACAGCAGAGCCAGUGAGCCACAAUUCAGUGGGUUGUUUGCGUUCAACUGCCAGUGUCAAACUUGGAAACUUCUUCGAGAGGAUUCCUGUAAUGCUGGCCCUGAGGACAUCCAGUCUCGGAUUGGACACUGCAUGCUGUUCCACUCAAAAAACCGUUGCUUAUAUGUGUUUGGUGGCCAGAGAUCCAAGACCUAUUUGAAUGAUUUCUUUAGUUAUGAUGUGGACUCAGAUCAUGUAGACAUAAUUUCAGAUGGCACCAAGAAAGACUCUGGAAUGGUUCCAAUGACCGGAUUCACACAGAGAGCAACUAUUGAUCCAGAACUGAAUGAAAUACAUGUCUUAUCCGGACUUAGCAAAGACAAAGAAAAGAGGGAAGAGAAUGUCAGAAAUUCAUUCUGGAUUUAUGACAUUGUGAGGAAUAGCUGGUCUUGUGUCUAUAAGAAUGAUCAAGCUACAAAAGAUAAUCUGAGUAAAAGUCUUCAGGAGGAAGAACCAUGUCCAAGGUUUGCCCAUCAACUCGUUUAUGAUGAAUUACACAAGGUUCAUUAUUUAUUUGGUGGAAAUCCAGGAAAAUCUUGCUCUCCAAAGAUGAGACUAGAUGACUUCUGGUCACUGAAGUUGUGUAGACCUUCAAAAGACUACUUACUGAGGCAUUGCAAGUACCUCAUAAGAAAACACAGGUUUGAAGAAAAGGCCCAAAUGGAUCCCCUUAGUGCUCUGAAGUAUUUACAAAAUGAUCUUUAUAUAACUGUGGAUCAUUCGGACCCAGAAGAGACAAAAGAGUUUCAACUCCUAGCCUCAGCUCUGUUCAAAUCUGGCUCAGAUUUCACAGCUCUAGGCUUUUCAGAUGUGGAUCAUACCUAUGCUCAAAGAACUCAGCUCUUUGACACCUUAGUAAAUUUCUUUCCUGACAGCAUGACUCCUCCUAAAGGCAACCUGGUAGACCUGAUCACACUGUAGACUGGGGAGUGGGAUUGAAGAAUUACUGGGCUCAGACAUGGAGAAGGAACCAGCUGUUCUGUGGGCAGAGGUGACGCUGCAGGUACUGAGGACGGCACCAGAGUUUUGAAGGAUCCUUAUUAUCACAAGUUUUAACCCUCUUCCUUCAUACCUGACCUCAAUCCCCUUUUCCUCUUAUUUCUGCAUUAGGCUAAUAAAGUGAAAUUGAUAUACUUCCCAUUUAAUUAUGUAUAUUUUUCUUUAGCCUUUAAGAAUUAGUAAGUAUUAAUGAAAAUUAGCCUUUUUUCUGGCUUCCAAGUUUUCAAAGUUUAUUUUUAGUUAGGAGAACAGCACUACUGGUAGACUUGGUGCUGUAGGAAUUUGGGGUUUUGCUGCUGGGUGUUUAGCCUUUGUUUCCCUUUUCUUCUCUUCCCCCUUCACUUUCCCCACAUCACCGCUGUUGUGGUGCCGACUCUGACUCCCUCCCUCAUCCUUAACUGGCUCUGUGUGGCUCUGUGGGACACACACAGGUGGUGUAUGUUUAGGUGAUGUGUGGCUGUUGACUUUUCGUGUAUUAAACAUAGAGCAGUUAGAGGGCUUGAAUUUAUACUUUUUGCCAUACUACCAAAAGCAAAACUCAAGAUUGGCCCAGACACCUGAUCAAGAAUUGAUAUUUCUGUAUUGAAAUUCUGUAGUGGACAUUACAGUAGCCAUUGGCAUAGAAUCACAGAAACCUGAAACCCAGCCUCCUACCCAGAAAUAAGAGUGUUCCAGGUGACCAGCAGGAGAGGUGCUGUCCUUCCCCCUAUUUUUACUGAUAUCUCUGUUGGGAUUUUAAAGGAAAUGACUGCUGGUAGAGCUAUGCAGAACCUACGCUCUCACUCUCCUCUGAGUGAACUUUUUGUCAUAGUUUUAUCUGGACAAUAGGUUCCAGAGCUGUGCUUUCAUAUUUUUCUGAUAUGUGACCCUACUAUUUUGAAGAGUAAUAGUUUGUGGUUGUCUUUUGGCAUACAAUUUACAGGCAUUUUAGUAAUAAGCAUGUGGGCCAGACUUUUUUUUAAAUGGAUAAAAAGAAAAAUAUGUAACACCAAGAGUUUUUCAUUAAACAGAAAAGUAUAAGAGUUUGCCCUUUUCAUUGUUCUGGUUUUGUACAUACAGGAAUAGGAGCAUACCUUCACAUCAGAUGCUGGGGAAUGUAGCAUAUGAAACCCACAUCUGGCUAGUUAGCAUUCACGUUUGUUCAAGUGUGCCAUAGGCAGCUGGUACCACUGUGUUGAAAACAGGAUCUGCCCUAUCCGUGUGCCAGCUGUUAGGAGUGUGUGACUAUGAAAUUGACCUGGACUUCCAAAAGUGUCAUGUGUAGGAAGGAGACCUUGAUCCAUCCUUCCCUCUGUCCUUACUGACUUUUCUGGGUUUGCUUUUGAGGAUGAAUGGGAAUAUAUUUUUGCAGUUGUAGACUUUUUAGCUUCAUAAGCAUCCCAAGGUAAUCAGUAGUGACUUAAUAAACAUGUAUGCCAAUACCUACCCUGUCAGAAGUAUGCAGUAUAAAUUAGGAGGUACCAAAUUGUAUAAGAGACAGAAUAAUCACUUACCUGUACAUUUGAGUAAAUCCAUUCUAUUCAAAGACUUCGCAGCUUCCUAACGUGAUUCUCCUAAGUAACAGCCAAGAACAAGAACAAAAACUGUGUAGCUAACAGCGUAGCCUGCUGAGUCUCAUUUCAAGAAGACAGCUGCAAAUCAGUAGGUGACCAAAAAAAUUUUUGUUUUUGAACUGGAAAUUGCCAAAAUAUAGAGAGCUGUGUCUGAGUCCUGAGAGCUCUGGCACCUUGGCAAUACAGCCAAAUGGGAUUCUGCUGCCUGCAGCCUGCCUGUACAUGCUUCCCCCAGCCGCCAAGGUUUUUUCUUUCAAUUCCUCUGACUCUAUUAUUUGGGUGAAAUUCAGUUCUUAACCUUAGUGAUUCUUUCCCCCCCCCCACCCCCGCCCCUUCUUUUCUCUGUUUUUAUAGUGCCUGCUUUAAUUCCAUCCCCCCUCACUGUAGUUUAGAAUUUUUCAUUUUUUACUGCCAAGUUUAAAUGAUUGAAUCCUAGGAAACCACUCAGAGCUGCCUAAGUACUAAGAUGCUUUAGGUACUAAGGAGGUGGAUGACAUAACUGACUCAGGCAGGUCAGAGCCUGUGCCUUGGGCAUUAGUGGGGCACUCCAGGGGUACCUUUAGGAAGUGUAGGGAUUACACAUCCAGAACCAAGAUUGGCAUGCUGCUCGCCACAUCCCCAUGACAGCUCUGAUUGAGAACUUGUAUAGAUGUUUAUAAGGAGUAACAGCAGAAUAUUAUAAUUUAAACAAUAAAAGGUAGUAUUUAAUGAACCAAAUAUGUGUGCUUUCCUAAAAAUUCCUUUCAUAUUCUAGCUUAGCCCCAAAUUAAUAUACUUAGCUGUAGAUACAUUCGUUAGUGGAGAACUGUUCCUUGACAGAAUCCCCAGCUUCUGCCUCACCUCCAUCUCCCUUUUUUAGCAGAAUAUAUGGCUUUCCAUCAGAAAUAAGCUAUUGAUAACUGAUGCUACUUUCACCCUUGUGUUCUGUAAGAAUUUAGAUUGCAAGUCACUUCACAAAUGCAUUUACAUUUUACUUAUGAAAUAACAUGAGACCUUACUUGGCCAGUUUGUUUGAUUCAGAGUUAUGUCAUGUUUUUACACACAAAGUAAUUUAGAAUUGGAUUUCCACUCCUGUGUUAAAGGUGACAAACAACAUUAACCUUUAUCAAAGUCACCUUUUUUGAUAUGGUUUCCAUCUCUACUAAAACUGACCUUUCUGUGUUCAAGGAGUAAAAACUGACAGAAAACAUUGGAAAGUUGGGUCAGUGUUUGUUGUAGUAAAGUGUGUCAGAUUUAGCAUCCAGUGCUUUGUUUGUUUAUAAACAAAUGAAUGUUGAGUGAAAUAUGUAUUCUGUGUAUAAAUGUUGGCAGCUUGCCAUUCUACUGGCUCCCCACAUCUGCCUUAAGAAGUGUUAUAUAGAAAUACACAGUAACAGUUUCAUGUAACAAAACAGGCUUAAAGUCGGUCUGUAGAUAGAAGCUGGCUGGAGACCCUAACCAUCUAGUGAGAGUCUGAGAUGGUUGCUUAAUAAGUCAACAAGCACUUAAAAAGUGGUCCUGAUUGCUAUUCUCCGCGUUAUAUUAAGUCUUAUGGUAAUUAUAUAAAGACAUUACCUCACUAUUGUUUUGUUGUAUUGGAAAAUUGUGAAUCAUUUAUUUCCUGUGAAACAAGUGUGAAACCCUUCACUGACUGUCAUGUGACAGCUGGGAAUUCUGCUAUGAAGUGACUUCGUGGGUGGAAGUCAUGAUAGUGUGCACUUUAGACAAAGUCACAAAGCUCUUUAAAGAUGCCCUUCCUAAAACUUGCUUUCUUAAAAUUCCUGUUAAUCUACAGUCUCACCAUCUGCAGAAAUUCUUACCAAUUUUCACCAAGUUUUAGCUAGUCUGUGGUUUAGGAUUUACAGGCUCUACAAGAAAAAAAAAUUCUAUAGUUGCUGGAGAUGUGUCAAAGAGGUCUGUAUAUGACAGUAUUUACAGAUUAAGAUGUUGGGCUCUUUAAUGCAGUUUUUGUUUUCUGUAUUAAGCAAAUUCUAAUUUUUAUAUGUGGUUUUUGACUGUGGGGGUUGUCUCUAUAGUUUGUCUUACUGUUGAAAUGACAUGGUUAUCCAAAGCCUCUAGUGUCCGUCAGGUGUGUAUUCUCUAUAUAGAUGUAUCAGCUGGAGGUCAGAGCUCCCACUUGUUUUGAAGUUCUGUGGAGCUGACUAGUACCGCGCAGUGACAGGAAUCGUUUACUUGUUUUCAGGGCGGGGGUUAUUGCAGUGGAUUCUUUUCUUCAUCAAAUGCGCUUCUUGUUUUCUUAUUAAAUGCUAUCUCAGAUUUUAUUUUUAGAUGAUUUUUUAACCUUAAAUUCAUUCUAUUCACCUAUUACUGUGAAUUGUGUUUCUAUUUAUUUUCCUUGGCUAAUUUAACUUUAUUCGUUACUUCCUAGAUUUUUCUAUGGCACUGUUUAGAACUAUUGUAUUGCUUAAAAAAAAAAAAGUCAAAUCAUUGUAAAUCAUAUAUGCUUCUGUUUAUGAUAAGAGAAUAAUGAGAUUAAAAAGUGUAUAUUAGUAAAGAAGUAAUAACAUUUAGAUAUUGCUAUACAAUGUGUGUGCCAUUUUCUUUUGGGGAUAGUGAUCAUUACUAUGGCAGCUUUAAUGGAGACGUCUGAUUUAGCUUCUUUUCCUGGUUCUAGAAACUGUUGUCAUAGAACUGUUAGCUGUAUCCAGGUUCUGAAGAGAGCCAGCUCAUGGAGACCAGUGCUCCACCACACUUAAAUUUGCCGUCACCCUAUCUUUGUAUUGUGUUUUAGCCAAGCACCAAUUUUCAGCCGGGUGUGGUGGUGCAUGCCUUUAAUCCCAGCACUCAGAAGGCAGAGGCAGGCGGAUUUCUGAGUUCGAGGCCAUCUGGUCUACAGAGUGAGUUCCAGGACAGCCAGGGCUACACAGAGAAACCCUGUCUCAAAAAACCAAAAAAAAAAAAAAAAAAAAAAAAAAGAAAAAAAGCACCAAUUUUCAGUUGAAGUUGAAAUUUGUGCUAAUAGUUGACGUUUAAUGUUGUACAUGCUUUUAAUCCCAGAACUUGGGAGGCAGAAGCAAGAGGAUAUAUGUGUAAGUUCAAGGCCAACCAGGGCUGCACAGGGAGACCCUGUCUGGGUUAGGUUGGGGGAGUGGAGGCUUAGUUUAUGAUGCAGUUUAAAUAUUAGAAAUGGCUUUUAUUGCCACUCAUUGAUAUUUCUUAUUUCAUAGUUAAAAAUCACAUAGUGAUAUAAAUAUCUCUUGCCUUCAAGAAUAUGAAUUUGGGUAGAUGAGCUGGCUCAAGCACGUAAAGAGGCUUGUUGGCAAAGCGGACAACCAGAGCUGUUAGGACACAUACAUGAUGGAGUGGAGAACUGUUUCCCAUAGAUGUCCUCCGACGUCUACACAUGCACACACAUACAAAAUAAGUGAAUAAGUAAAUGAAUUUUAAACAAUUUUAAAUAUGAACUUAAAAUCAACACCAAGUGAAAAAAAUUGCAUUUUCAGUCAUAAAGCUAGUGAUAAAAUUGUUAGACAGUAUCAUGUCUACCUUUUAACCUUAGUACAGCCAGUUAGACUUUCUAGUACUCAGGGAGAAUGCCUUCUGGAAAAAAUUCCUGCUACUGACUGUCUUUUUCAAAAGUCACAGAUCUUGAAGUGGAAUCCAGUUCACAACACAGAAAGCACAGGAUAAUUCUAAUUUCUCUUCUGCAUUCAAGAGCUUUGUAAAUCGGGCUGGAGAGAUGGCUCAGCGGUUAAGAGCACUGACUGCUCUUCAAAAGGUCCUGAGUUCAAAUCCCAGCAACCAUAUGGUGGCUCCCAACCAUCUAUAAUAAGAUCUGAUGCCCUCUUCUGGGGUGUCUGAAGACAUCUACAGUGUACUUAGAUUUAAUAAUAAAUCUUAAAGAAAAAAAAAGGAAUCUUUGUAAAUCAUAUCUGCAAAUGUGCAGUUCCCAAACACUGCCAGGUUUGGAACCAGAACUCCGUGUGGAUUUCAUCUGACAGCUAUGGAAUCAACAACAGGAAAGGCCGUAGUGAUGGGUGUUUAGUAAGGACGGGAACCAGUUCAGAGGCUUGUGAAAUCGCGUGUCUUUCUUUCCUCUGCUACUCAGAGAGACUCAGUAGUUGCUAUGCGUGCGUGUGCACUGACCCAAGAAUUCUGACUACAACGAAGAAUGAGCGUGAGCUAGUGCAUGUUCCCAAAGCUAAGCACGGCAAAAAGCUCUCCAUUGUUAACCUAGAAUAAGUCUACAGGUUCAAUACUAGGAAAAAAGUUAUCAAAGGAGAUCAAAGCUUGUGCUUUUCUGAACGGCCUUGGGAAAGUAGCAUUUUUUUUUUAGGUAGUUACCAUUCUUCUUGAAAAUACAGGCCUUAAUACAAAGCCCAGUUUUAUCUUUAAAUUUUAAAACUUGGUAAGUAGUUUCGUAUGUAUGGCCAGUUCCCUGAUAAGCCCACAGGGAAAAGCUAUAAAUGAAAGAUCUCACCGUACAGCUUGGAGGCUCCCAGAGAGCUUGCUUACUCAUCGUCUCUGAGCUCUUACUGCAGCAUAGCCCUGAACUGUCGUGCGUGUGAGCCUCAAGCCCAGCAGAGAGUUUUGAUACUUGAACUGGCUGCCACACAGGGAGUCAGCCCCAUUACAUCAUCAGUCUUCAUUUUCAUUUACUGCUUAGUGGAUGCCAAGUUAGUUGGCCAAAAGGAAAUACAGUGUGUUCCCUACGAAGCAUGCCAGUGUAAGGGUUGCUUCAGAGAGCCUAUUGGAAACUUCAUUUCUCUCCCUUGUUAGCAAGUCUCAAGAAAGUCCAACUAGGACUAGUCAUGCUACUAGGUGGGUGUUCAUUUACUAAACCCUAGACUAAGAUGAAAGUGGUUAUCGUGUACUUCAAAACUGUACAGUUUUUUGCCUAAAAAUGUACUCCUAUACGGUCCUUUGGGCUCCUUCUCAUUAGUGUUGCAGGCAUAGAGUAAUGUUAUGCUUUUAGGUGUUCUACCCAUUCCUAUAGUGAUGAAUGAGAUUGGAGAAAGAACCUGGAGUUUUUGCCAGUUCCCUUUACAGCUGCAAAGCUUUUCAGAUUCAGUUGCAGCCAAAGACUAGAAACCAUCCAGACCAUGAGGGCCUGCAUCUGCAAGUGACCUUUAAGUUAUAUUUGCUGUGCAAUUGCUGCAUUGGAGCAGUGGCCGCUGAAAACAGAUGUGUGCAGCUUCUUGUAUCCUUUCUAAUGCGUCCAUUUCUGAAGUCACAGAGCACGUGCACCUUUGCAGAGUCUUGGCUUAUUUUUGCAUCUACAUGUCAGUCAUGCUUGUGAGAACACAUGGAAAAGUAAGUUUCAGCCCAGCCCACUUACUGGUAAAUGUCAAACUCCAAAGUAGGUGAUGUGUGAGUUUCUAUGGGGGAAGAAUUUUUGUUUGUUUGUUUUUAAAUUGGGAUGAGGAGACACACAUGCAGCAAGCACACAGUGAGGAAGACUCGGGAAAGCAGAGGACACUCAGGAGGCUGAAGCCCCAAACAUGUCUUUUUGUUGUUGUUGUUUGGUGAGAGAAAAAGACCAUGUGUUUGAUGCGCUUCAGAGGUCACUCAUGAACAGUGCUGCUCUUUCCUAACCAGCCCCUUACCCUGGACAGACUGCUGCUACACUCUGAUUAAGGUGGUCUGCCUUUUGAUAUGUGUGCAAUGUCUUUUUAAACCAAUGAGAUUGUAUAGUAUUAGUUACCCUUCAUGUCUAGCCUUCUGCUUAUUUAGAGGUUGCAAAAUGAUGGGUUUUCUUUGAGCAGCUUUUGUUCAGGGGUCUGUAUAUGCACUUUCUCUUUUAGAAGCAAAAACAUUCCUCUUGACCACCACUCUGAAGUCACGCACAGCAGGGCCCUCAGCCUCACAGGAGGAGUACAGGGAGGCUGAGGAGGACUUUUUUCUUAUCUUUAGUUUUGAGACCAUGCAGUGUUCCAUCUCUGAAAAAGACAUACUUGUAAUCCACACAAGAACAAAUGUUAGAUUUUUUUUUUAAUGUCCGCUUUUGUGAGUUCGAAGUACUUAGUAACCAGAAAUGAAGAUGUCUUCUGAUAAAGAGCUUCGAUCCAAAGCUUGGGUGGGAAUUAACUUCAGAAAGUUAACAGCUUGACUACAGAGUACAGCCUCAUCUUCCAGGCCUACCUCAGUCUGUACUCAUCUGGCCUGGACACACCCUUGGAUCAGUUUAUUUACAUGCUAGGGUGUUAAGUAGUCCUUGUGAAUUUUAAUAGCACUUUGUCAUUAUAAAACUAUGCCUAUUACAGAAAACUUGGAAAUAACUAAGUAGAAGGAAGAAAGGCUCUUUUUUUAAAAAAAACUGACAAACUCCCUUCCCACCCCCCUUUUUGAGACAGGGUCUCACUUUGUAGCUCUGACUGUCUUGAAUUGUGUAGCCCCAGCCGGCCUGGAACUCAGAGAGUUCCUGCCUCUACCUCCCACGCACUGGCAUUAAAGGUUUGUGCCACCAGGCCUGGCUAGCCCCCUCACCCCUCCUUUUCUAAAAGACAUUGUUUUUCUUAUUUUUCCUUAUCAAAAUGGCCAAAGCCAACAAAGGCUUUUGAGCAAAUAUUAAUAGCCUUUCUGUCUUUGGCUACUGGUCUGCAGGGAGGACCAGGUUGCAGGCUCCUCCCUGCUAACGUUCGUUGCUCAAGCAUUUUCUUGCCAUAAAUAAUUUGAAAGUAGUCCCUUUAUCUCUAAUGAUGAACUUUGGAGAAGGAGAACUCACUGCAGCUAUGGAGUGUUACUUGUUGAGGUUGUUGGACAUGCUAUCCCUAAGACUGAAUUUGGGUGGCCUUUAGGCAGCAUCACAGGCAUAAUGGAACGCAGUCACACGGUGCACAGACUUCAUUGGGUGACGAACUUUUUAUGUGGCCAUAAUUAACCCCACACUCAGAAGGCCGAAAGCAAAGCAAAAGAAGUACGAUAUAAAAGAAUACAAGGAGUCCGUUUCCCUGGAAUAUCACCUUAAAUGCUUAAAAAAACAAUGUAUAGACACCAGCAAGGAACUAGUUUUACAAGUUUGACACCUCAGUUUGCCAAGUAGAGUCUUCCUCUUGAUGUGUAGUGGAAAAAAUCACCUUGUUGAGUUCUGCCUUCCACCCCCCUUCUGUGGCCAUGCAUACCCCACCCCACCCCAGACUGGAGCAUCAGAAACAGUAUCAUGGAAGGCCAGCAUGUGUGACUGAAGCAUUUAAACAGCGCCCUUGGGUCUGAGCUCAUCUCUUCCAGCUCUGUCGAGCUCUGCGAUCUUCCCCAUCCCCAGGCUAGCGUCAUCCUCUGGUUUAGCUGUUGUCUAAUCCUUGUGGACUUUCUAGGAUUUCUUUCUGGUAAAAGUAAUUUUCUGACCCCAGGUUUGGUAUGUGUUAUCACUAACUCUGUGAAUAAGUAAAUGAGUGAUCACUGCUAAACAACUGCAGUUAUAGAAUUAUGUUGUAUGUAUGUACAUAAGGAGAGUGUAUUUUGUUCCUUUUCUUAAUAAAAAGUUACAUAUGGA
Molecule: messenger RNA, 11467 nt
Organism: Mus musculus (house mouse)
Lineage: Eukaryota; Metazoa; Chordata; Mammalia; Rodentia; Muridae
Gene: Mkln1
Product: muskelin 1, intracellular mediator containing kelch motifs
Exons: 20
Coding region: 281-2404 (707 amino acids)
Cellular component (GO): cytoplasm; synapse; postsynapse
Molecular function (GO): identical protein binding
Source: RefSeq, a predicted model, not a curated record